CCGGAACUGCGGUUGGUGUUGCAGCUGAGACAAGACUGUGUCUUCUUUUGAGGUUUGUCCCCCGGCAUCGGAGGGGUCCUCGGCGGCGUCUCCACACGCAACCAUGAAGUUGAAGGAGACAAAAUCAGGGCCCAAGUCCCGAAGCUGUGGCAAGUUGCAGAUGAAGGGAAUCAAAGUUGUGGGAAAAUGGAAGCAGGUGAAGAUCGACCCAAGUGUAUUUGCAGAUGGACAGAUGGAUGACCUGGUGUGCUUUGAGGAACUGACGGAUUACCGGUUGGUUUCCCCUGCCAAGAAUCCCUCCAGUCUCUUCUCCAAGGAGGAGCCCAAGAAAAGAAAGGCCCAAGCUGUUUUGGAAGGACAGGAGGAAGGAGAGUGUAGCUCCUCAAAGAAAAAAAUGAAGUUGAAGAAGAGGAAAGACGUAGACACCGAAGGACCCAACGCCCAGAAAGAGUUUCAGGUCAAAGAUGCGGAGCCAGAGCCCCAGGGAGAUGGCCCGGCGUGUCCAGAGCCAGAGGUAGGGGAGGCGGCGUCAGGAAGCCUGGCCCUGACUGCUCUGAAAAAGAAGAAAAAGAAAGGGAAGAAAACCCCAGAGCCUUCCCAGGCUCCUACUGCGAAGGUGCCCAAAAGAGUGAAGACGUGGCUGCCCGAAGUGCACGACCAGAAGGCAGACGUGUCGGCCUGGAAGGAUCUGUUCGUACCCAAGCCAGUUCUCCGCGCGCUCAGCUUCCUCGGCUUCUCUGCACCCACACCCAUCCAAGCUCUGACCUUGGCGCCUGCCAUCCGUGACAAGCUGGACAUCCUCGGGGCUGCUGAGACAGGAAGUGGGAAGACGCUGGCCUUCGCCAUUCCGAUGAUCCAUGCAGUGCUGCAGCGGCAGGCGAAGAAGCCUGCCCCACCUCUGAGGGCCGCAGCGGCAGCGCCUGGCGAGACUGGCGCCGAGGAGGGACCGCCAGGCGAGGCCGGAGCUGAAUCUGCAGCGUCGUCCGCUGAGCUUGGAGGUGCAGGUGACGCGCGGCCCGGUGAGGCUGGAACGAAGCCCAGAGCACCACCCGGCAAGGCAAGAGCCGAGCCCGGAGCUGCCGCCUCAGACCAGGUGCUGCCCCUCCGUGACGACGAUGCUGGCGAAGGACCUUCUUCCCUGAUCAGGGAGACGCUGGCCCCCAGACAGGACAAGGACAGGCAGGGAGAGCUCGAUGACGAGCGGCCUGGAGAGCUGGAGCAGGAGUCGGGUGGCGAGGCUGUGGCCUGCAGAACGCAUGCGAAGCGUCCUCUGCUUGGACUGGUUCUGACCCCCACGCGAGAGCUGGCCGUGCAGGUCAAGCAGCACAUGGAUGCUGUGGCCAGGUUUACAGGCAUUAAAACUGCCAUUUUGGUUGGUGGAAUGUCCACGCAGAAGCAGCAGAGGAUGCUGAACCGCCAGCCCGAGAUCGUGGUCGCCACUCCAGGCCGGCUGUGGGAGCUGGUUAAGGAAAAGCACCCUCAUCUGAGCGACCUGCGGCAGCUCAGGUGCCUGGUGAUUGACGAGGCUGACCGGAUGGUGGAGAAGGGCCACUUCGCUGAGCUGUCACAGCUGCUAGAGAUGCUCAGUGACUCCCAGUACAACCCGAAGCGACAGACACUUGUUUUCUCCGCUACACUGACCCUGGUACAUCAAGCUCCUGCUCGAAUCCUUCACAAGAAGCACACCAAGAAAAUUGACAAAACUGCCAAACUUGACCUUCUCGUGCAGAAGAUUGGCAUGAGAGGCAGGCCCAAGGUCAUUGACCUCACAAGGAAGGAAGCCACCGUGGAGACGCUGACAGAGACCAAGAUCCACUGUGAGAACGACGAGAAGGACUUGUAUCUGUACUACUUCCUGAUGCAGCACCCCGGCCGCACCCUCGUGUUUGCCAACAGCAUCUCCUGCAUCAAGCGCCUCUCGGGGCUCCUCAAGGUCUUGGACAUCAUGCCGCUGACCCUGCACGCGUGCAUGCACCAGAAGCAGAGGCUCAGAAACCUGGAGCAGUUUGCCCGCCUGGAAGACUGUGUUCUGCUGGCAACCGAUGUGGCGGCCCGGGGCUUGGAUAUCCCCAAAGUCCAGCACGUGAUCCAUUACCAGGUCCCCCGCACCUCGGAGAUUUAUGUCCACCGCAGCGGUCGGACCGCUCGGGCCGCCAACGAGGGUCUCAGCCUGAUGCUGAUCGGGCCUGAGGACAUGAUCAACUUUAAGAAGAUUUACAAAACCCUCAAAAAAGAUGAGGACAUCCCAUUCUUCCCUGUGCAGACAAAGUACAUGGACGCAGUUAAGGGGCGGAUCCAGCUGGCCCGGCAGAUCGAGAAGGCGGAGUACCGGAACUUCCAGGCGUGCCUGCACAACUCCUGGAUCGAGCAGGCGGCCGCUGCCCUGGAGAUCGAGCUGGACGAGGAGAUGUACAAGGGAGGGAAAGCCGACCAGCAAGAAGAGCGCCGCAGACAGAAGCAGAUGAAGGUGCUGAGGAAGGAGCUGCGCCACCUGCUCUCCCAGCCGCUGUUUAGGGAGGACCCGAAAACCAGGUACCCCACGCAGUCUGGCCAGCCCCCCGCGCUCAGGCCCGCCCCCGGACACGGGGAGUCCGCUCUGAGCUGCCUCUCCAGACAGAAGAAGAAGAAGAAGAAGCCAAAGCCACAAACGAAGGGGCCGUAGGAAGAGCCACGGUCCAGCACGAGUGCACGUUAACGGCCCCCGGUCAGAGUCGGCCAGUGACCACGCGUCGUGUCUCUGCCCUGCGGUUACAGGGGGAGUGCUCCAUCUUUCCUUUCGUUCCACUUCCACCCGAUUACAGGGUCUCCCUUUCCCACGCCACCCCCGUGGUGGGAGCGACCUCAUGCAGAUCUGUGGUGUGUUUUGGAGUAAGAGUUCUUUGCAGCAGCUUACGUAUUUCCGUGUAUGUGUUUACAGGCUUGUAUGUAAACAACUCGAUUUCCUUAAUUAAAAGCAGUUGAACUA
Phyllostomus hastatus (greater spear-nosed bat) is the source of this 2965-nucleotide messenger RNA. It is a transcript of the gene DDX24, whose product is annotated as DEAD-box helicase 24. The record is from RefSeq and is a predicted model, not a curated record. NCBI's taxonomy places the organism in Eukaryota, Metazoa, Chordata, Mammalia, Chiroptera, Phyllostomidae. Bases 104 to 2662 code for a protein of 852 amino acids. Gene Ontology annotation, molecular function: ATP binding; RNA helicase activity; nucleic acid binding. The transcript is spliced from 9 exons. Gene Ontology annotation, cellular component: nucleolus.